Lampris incognitus (smalleye Pacific opah) is the source of this 2076-nucleotide messenger RNA. Its product is annotated as glutamate receptor ionotropic, kainate 1-like. The coding region runs from base 1 to 2076 and encodes 691 amino acids. Gene Ontology annotation, cellular component: plasma membrane; presynaptic membrane; postsynaptic membrane. The record is from RefSeq and is a predicted model, not a curated record. Lineage: Eukaryota; Metazoa; Chordata; Actinopteri; Lampriformes; Lampridae. The transcript has 13 exons. Gene Ontology annotation, molecular function: transmitter-gated monoatomic ion channel activity involved in regulation of postsynaptic membrane potential; kainate selective glutamate receptor activity. Gene Ontology annotation, biological process: monoatomic ion transport; synaptic transmission, glutamatergic; modulation of chemical synaptic transmission.
AUGAAGUAUGCGCCCCAAAGGCUGAUGGUGAGACGACUUGAGGACAUGGAGAAAGGAAAGGGAUUUCUCAUCCUCCUGUCUCUCGCCGCGCAGCUCCGCCUAAGCUCCCAACAAGUCCUCAGGAUCGGGGGUGCAUUCACCAGCCUCCAGAAUCUCCCCCGUCCCAGCCGCGAGUCACGCUUCAUCUUCAACCGCGUCUGUCCAGUGGGUUCCGGUCCCCCUCUUGGUUCGACCGACGCGGCCUUGAUGUAUGACGCCGUCUUCAUGGUCGCCAUCGCGUCUCAGCGGGCCACGCAGAUGACAGUCAGCUCUCUGCAGUGUCACCGGCAUAAACCCUGGCGUUUUGGUCCACGUUUCAUGAAUCUCUUUAAAGAGGCCCAGUGGGAUGGACUGACAGGUCAUAUUGUUCUCAAUAAGACAGAUGGCCUGAGGAGAGACUUUAAUUUGGACAUCAUCAGUCUCAAAGAGGACGGCACCACAAGGGGCUUUGUGGAGGCUGGAAGUCGCCUUAAUAAACGGUGGACCAAGAUCGCUGUGUGGAACUCGUACACAGGUCUGAAUCUUACGGAGAGGUCCAGCCGAGACAAGAACAACAACGUGACGGACUCCCUCGCCAACAGGACGCUCAUCGUCACCACCAUACUGGAAAACCCUUAUGUGAUGUAUAAGAAGUCGGAUAAGGAGCUGGUGGGUAAUGACCGUUUCGAGGGCUACUGUCUGGACCUGUUGAAAGAGCUCUCCAACAUCUUGGGCUUCACGUACGAGGUCAAACUGGUGGCCGAUGGGAAAUAUGGCGCCCAGAAUGACAAGGGGGAGUGGAACGGGAUGGUCCGCGAGCUCAUCGACCAUAUAGCAGACCUGGCUGUGGCUCCAUUGACCAUCACCUAUGUCAGGGAGAAGGUGAUCGACUUCUCCAAGCCCUUCAUGACUCUUGGCAUCAGCAUCCUGUACCGGAAGCCCAACGGCACCAACCCGGGUGUCUUCUCCUUCCUUAACCCCCUGUCCCCAGAUAUCUGGAUGUAUGUGCUGCUGGCCUGCACUGGAGUCAGCUGUGUGCUGUUUGUCAUUGCCAGGUUUACCCCGUACGAGUGGUACAACCCACACCCAUGCAACCCGUCCUCCACUUUGAUAGAGAACAAUUUCACUUUACUCAAUAGUUUCUGGUUUGGCGUUGGAGCUCUCAUGCGGCAAGGCUCGGAGCUGAUGCCUAAGGCUUUGUCCACUCGUAUUGUCGGGGGGAUCUGGUGGUUCUUCACUCUGAUUAUCAUCUCGUCCUACACGGCCAACUUGGCUGCCUUUCUCACCGUGGAACGAAUGGACGCGCCCAUCGAUUCAGCCGAUGACCUGGCAAAACAGACCCGGAUUGAGUACGGCGCUGUGAGGGACGGAUCCACCAUGACCUUUUUUAAGAAAUCCAAGAUCUCCACCUACGAGAAGAUGUGGGCGUUCAUGAGCAGCAGAAAAAACACGGCGCUGGUCAAGAACAAUAGGGAAGGCAUCACCCGCGUCCUGACCACAGACUACGCCAUGCUGAUGGAGUCCACCAGCAUAGAGUACAUCAGCCAGAGGAACUGCAACCUCACGCAGAUAGGAGGCCUCAUCGACUCCAAGGGCUACGGGGUGGGAACCCCUAUUGGUUCACCAUACAGGGACAAAGUGACCAUUGCCAUCCUUCAGCUUCAGGAGGAAGGGAAGCUACAUAUGAUGAAGGAGAAGUGGUGGAGGGGGAAUGGCUGCCCGGAGGAGGACAACAAGGAGGCCAACGCUUUGGGGGUGGAAAACAUCGGUGGAAUCUUCAUCGUCCUCGCUGCCGGCCUAGUCCUUUCUGUGUUCGUGGCCAUUGGAGAGUUCAUCUACAAAGCUCGCAGGAACGCAGACAUCGAAGAGUGUGUGUCUUUAAGCACCGCCAUGUCGGAGUUGGGUAGCUCCCUGCGGUGCUGCAAAACCAUCAGGAGGAGGUCGCGACCCCGCGCCAGAGCGGAGUCAGCCUGCAUCUUCUGUCACCCCGAACGCAGCCAGAACAGGGAGAGGGCGGGAGGGGACUCUGGUUCCUCCAGCCUUGGCUCGGGCAAGUGA